This is a messenger RNA of Spinacia oleracea (spinach), 2012 nucleotides long. Its product is annotated as probable beta-1,3-galactosyltransferase 12. Lineage: Eukaryota; Viridiplantae; Streptophyta; Magnoliopsida; Caryophyllales; Amaranthaceae. The transcript is spliced from 7 exons. The record is from RefSeq and is a predicted model, not a curated record. Bases 123 to 1232 code for a protein of 369 amino acids. Gene Ontology annotation, molecular function: galactosyltransferase activity. Gene Ontology annotation, cellular component: Golgi membrane.
AGUACAGUUACGACAGUGAACUAAUGAAGUAAGAACACAGUCGACUACCAUUGACGAGUGACGACACUCAACACAAGAUCUUCUUCUUCCUUAGAUCUCUCUUUCUCUCUCCUCCCUCAAAAAUGCCGCGAACUUCUCCUUUGCUACCAACCGCCGACAACCAGCCAUACUCCAAAUCCGAAAAGACCAAAAGGCCCUUCAUCCCAUCUUCUCACACCUCCCGCCCACCCUUACCCUUUAUCGUAUUUUCCAUUGUCUGCCUCCUCGUCGGAAUCUCCGGCACCAUUUUCUCUCUCCUCACUUUCUCCCGCUCUAAUUCGCCCCCCGUCUUCCGCUGCGGCCGCGUCCAGGAUGCUUUCCGUGGUCACUACUUAUCGACGGUUCAGAAUCGACGAUCCUCCAAGAUCAAAGAUGGCGGGAACUCCCUUGAUCGGCCCAAGUUCUUAGGGCUUGUUGGGAUUUUGACUGGGUUUGACUCAUUUGAUCGAAGGGAGGCUUUGAGGAGUACUUGGUUUCCGUCUGAUCCUGAAAGUCUUUUGAGGUUGGAGCAAGCUACUGGUUUAGCUUUCAGAUUUGUGAUUGGGCGUUCUAAAGAUGCUAAAAAGAUGGCUGCCCUUAACCAAGAGGUGGAUAAGUAUAAAGAUUUUAUGCGUAUAGAUGUUGAAGAAGAACAUGCUAGCCCUCCACACAAAACCCUGGCAUUUUUGAUAGCAGCAUUUGAACUUUUUGAAGCAGAUUAUUAUGUUAAAGCCGGUGAUGACAUAUAUUUACGUCCAGACAGGCUUGCUACACUUUUAGCCAAGGAGCGAACUGAUGCUAGGACUUACAUAGGCUGCAUGAAAAAAGGACCUGUCAUCACUGACCCAAAAAUGAAAUGGUAUGAAAGUCAAGGACACCUUAUUGGGAAUGAAUACUUCUUGCAUGCUUAUGCUCCUUUGUAUAUGCUAUCUGCUGAAGUCGUUGCUUCAUUGGCUUCUUCCAGGAAUAACAGUUUGAGAAUUUUUAGCAAUGAGGAUGUAACCAUUGGCUCAUGGAUGCUAGCCAUGAAUGUUCAUCAUGAAGAUAACCGAGCUAUAUGUGAUCCUCGUUGCACGCCAACAUCGAUCGGAGUGUGGGAUAUUCCAAAAUGUUCUGGUUUAUGCAAUCCAGCCGCAAGACUAAAGGAACUUCAUGAGACUAGUAUGUGUUCUAAGAGUCCAACGCUCCCACCAGACGAGGAUGAUGAUAGAUAAGUUUUUAUAUGUUCGUUCAAUUAACCCUUUCACUUCAAGCAUGGCUUUGUUCCUAUUACUCGAAAUGCAAUCAGAAUGGAUAAAUGUCACAAGAAUGAGUAGAUUUUCAGAAGGGGAUUAUGCCAUUGAAGUCCUGAAAUUUCAUAUAAUGUACAAUAGGCAUUCUUUACCCGGGUGAUCCUUGUAUUUAGGGUAUAGUAGAAUUUCUUUUACAGGUAUUAGGAGGAAUACUGGGUUGUGUUAAUAUUCAAAUAAAAACGCAUGGGUCUUUUUGAAAACUGAGUUUAUUCUCAGUUUGCUGUAACUAAUCCCACUUUAAAUUUUCAGCAUCGUUAAAUUUUAGGUGAUAAAACCCUUGUUAUAUGCAUCCUUCUCCGAUGGUUGAUUCUGCCUGUGCCUGCAAGAUGCCUAGACUAUCAGCUGCGGCGUUCUGCAAGAAAAAUUACAGGUACAAAAUUGUUUGAAGAUUACAUUAGUUCCAUGUUUUAGUUAAUAAAUGUACUCUAGUCUAUUCAUUCAUUUUAGUUUUAGGUCAUUGACAAGGUAAAUCUUGUAUUGGAACGGUUUCACGAUAUAGUCAUUGUGAGAUUAGAGCGACUUUCGUGUAUUAUUGUGAGAUUAGAGCAUAAUUUUCUAUUUUUUCGAUGAACUUGCACUUUUAGGGGCCAACUUUUGGUGUCUCGUGUAAUAAGUUAGUGUAAUAUACCGAAGAUUCACAAAUUCUUAUUUACAAUGGGUAUACAAUAAAUAUUGUACAUCGAAGUAAAAGUUGACUUAAAA